AUGAUUAAUACAACUGAAAAAUAUAAACCAAAGUUAAAUAAAUAUACAAUGAUUAUUUUCAAUAAUCAAACAUAUCUUUAUGCUAUAACUAAAAUUCUUGAUAAUUAUCGUUAUUUACUUCAAAUGAGAUUUAAUCGACCAUUACCAUAUAAUAUUUGUUCUGUUUAUGACCAAGCUAAAUUAUUUCGGGAAUAUUUAACAUUUUCAAAUGAAUUUUAUGAUUAUUUUCAUAAUCAAUAUGAAAAUUUACAUAAAAUAUUAAGUUCAAUUGUUAAGCAAUAUAGUCAAUCAACAGAUUUAGGUGAAGAAAAAUUCGGCAAACUUUUCAAUUUAAUUCAAAAAUUCAUUAUAUUUUAA
Rotaria sp. Silwood1 is the source of this 357-nucleotide messenger RNA. The record is from the annotation of a GenBank genome assembly. NCBI's taxonomy places the organism in Eukaryota, Metazoa, Rotifera, Eurotatoria, Philodinida, Philodinidae.